Messenger RNA from Papaver somniferum (opium poppy), 1398 nucleotides. Its product is annotated as mitochondrial substrate carrier family protein ucpB-like. NCBI's taxonomy places the organism in Eukaryota, Viridiplantae, Streptophyta, Magnoliopsida, Ranunculales, Papaveraceae. The transcript has 9 exons. The coding region runs from base 132 to 1031 and encodes 299 amino acids. The record is from RefSeq and is a predicted model, not a curated record.
GCGCAAUAUAGCAUUACCUUCCCUUGAUAGCCGUGUCAAUAACUUAAAAACUACAUAUUCCGAGGUACAUAGAAGAUUACACACAAUUAAUGGAAAAAACUAGCUCAUCUAACAAAACCCUAAGUUAAGGAAUGUUGAAGGGAGAAGAGAAGAACAAAUCUACGGUAUCGUUAUCGUAUAUCGCUUAUCAUUUUGGUUCAAGUGGAAUGGCUGUUACUACCGCAACAGGCUUUACUCAUCCGCUAGAUGUUCUCAAAGUUAGACUACAAAUGCAGCUUGUCGGCCAGAAAGCUCCCUUAACUGGAUUGGGAAAAAUUUGUUAUCAAAUGGUGAAAAGUGAAGGGCCUACUGCGCUGUAUCUUGGAUUGACACCUGCACUGACCAGAUCAGUGCUAUAUGGAGGUCUGCGAUUGGGUUUGUAUGAACCAUCCAAGUAUGUUUGUGAAUGGGCUGUUGGAUCCUCCAAUGUCUUGGUGAAAAUUGCAUCUGGUGCAUUCUCUGGUGCCAUUGCAACUGCACUGACCAAUCCAACCGAAGUGUUAAAGGUACGACUACAGAUGAACCACGAUUCAGGAAGAGGAGCAAUCACAGAAAUGCGAAAAAUUGUUUCAGAAGAAGGUUUACGGGCUCUAUGGAAAGGGGUUGGCCCUGCUAUGGCCAGAGCUGCUGCUCUUACUUCAUCACAGCUAGCAACUUAUGAUGAAGCCAAGCAGGCUUUGAUUCGGUGGACACCUCUAGAAGAAGGAUUUAAUCUGCAUCUCAUCUCAAGUACCAUAGCAGGAACCGUAAGCACUCUUGUUACUGCACCUGCGGACAUGAUUAAAACCCGUCUCAUGUUACAAAGAGAUUCUAAAUCCACUGGAAGCUACAAAAGUGGAUUUCACUGCGCAUACCAGGUUAUGAGUACAGAAGGCCCUCGCGCCCUAUAUAAAGGGGGCUUUGCUAUGUUUGCGAGAUUAGGCCCGCAAACCACAAUCACGUUCAUUGUUUGUGAGAAGUUGCGAGAACUUGCUGGACUAAAGGCUAUUUGACACCCAAGGUUCCACCCAUUCUAAAUUUAUCAUUUAAGAACAGCCUAACCGGUACGUUUCCAGUUACACAGAGGAAGGAAUUAGUUUUGAUAUUGAAUGGCUUCAAGUGCCAAUGAAAGAAGUUACCUUCUAGAUAACAUAAAAUACGUAUAUUUUUAUUCCAUAUUUUUAUGGAAUGAACAUUUCAUUCAAGGGGAUCAAAACAUUGCCAUCCCUACACUUACUUUGUUCACUAAAUUUGUUGUAACAUAAAGUUGUAAACAUGAUGAGGGGAAUUUUGGUCUCGAUCAUUGUUGAUUCUGAUACAUUCUCAUCACAUUACAAGUGCAUUACAAAAUCGAAAUAAAACUUUAAACUUCAUACUUUA